Chroicocephalus ridibundus (black-headed gull) is the source of this 2449-nucleotide messenger RNA. RefSeq names its product EYA transcriptional coactivator and phosphatase 2 (gene EYA2). The record is from RefSeq and is a predicted model, not a curated record. Gene Ontology annotation, cellular component: nucleus. Lineage: Eukaryota; Metazoa; Chordata; Aves; Charadriiformes; Laridae. Gene Ontology annotation, biological process: negative regulation of extrinsic apoptotic signaling pathway in absence of ligand; cell differentiation; positive regulation of DNA repair. Gene Ontology annotation, molecular function: protein tyrosine phosphatase activity. The transcript has 17 exons. Bases 293 to 1942 code for a protein of 549 amino acids.
GGAGGGCCAGGUCCGCGGAGCGGCUUCUCCCCGCGCCCGCGGAGGGGGCCGGUUCCGGACUGCCGAGCGGGGCUCUGCGUGCCCGCGGCUACUAGCCGGAGCGUGAAUCCGCGGAGCGGGGCGAGGACGCGGGGCAGGGCGCUGCCGCGGAGCGGGGCGCUGGCCCCGAAAGCCGUCGGGGGAGCGCGGGGAGCCGCUCUCCGCGGGCGCGGAGCGGCGCCUUCCGCAGCGUGAAGCGCGUUGGGGUCCCGCCUGCGGAGCUGCGACCAAGAAUUAACAGAGGUAUAAGGAAAUGCUAGAUCUAGUGAUAUCACCCAGCCUGACUGUAAAUAGAGAGUGCCCUGACAGACUGAAGCUUAACCUUUCUAACAUUUAUGCCACGGCUCCAGAUGACAUAGAAGGUAAGUCAAAGCAAUUGUUUCAUAGUGAGUUUGAAGGUGAGUCAGGCAGCAGCAAAGCAGCACCGCAGUGUCCUCUCCAUCUGUACUCCACAAAACAUUAUCCCCAUAUAGUGACAGUUCCAUCUUUCCCAACAAUGGCAACGUAUGGACAGACUCAGUACAGCGCGGGAAUCCAGCAGGCUGCUGCAUACACUGCCUAUCCUCCUCCAGGGCAGCCCUAUGGCAUACCCUCCUACAGCAUCAAAACAGAGGACAGCCUGAGCCAUUCCCCAGGACAGAGUGGGUUUCUCAGCUAUGGAUCCAGCUUCAGUACCCCGACCGCCGGACAAGCACCGUACACGUACCAGAUGCAUGGCACAACAGGGAUUUACCAGGGAGCCAAUGGCCUGACAAAUUCUGCAGGAUUUGGUGCUGUGCAUCAGGAAUAUUCAUCAUAUCCAAGCUUUCCUCAAAGCCAGUACACACAGUAUUACAGCUCUUCCUACAACUCUCCAUACGUGUCUGCAAACAGCAUCAGCCCCUCAGCCAUCCCAACCUCCACUUACUCUCUGCAGGAGUCUUCUCACAAUAUCACCAGUCAGAGCACAGAAUCCCUGUCUGGGGAAUAUUCAACAACACCAGCAAAAGAUAUAGAAACAGACAGACAUCACAGAGGGUCAGAUGGCAAGGUACGAGCCCGGUCAAAAAGAAGCAAUGAUCCUUCCCCUACUGCUGACAGUGAGAUUGAGCGUGUGUUUGUGUGGGAUUUGGAUGAGACGAUAAUUAUUUUUCACUCCUUACUCACGGGAACCUUUGCAUCCAGAUAUGGGAAGGACACUACAACGUCUGUGCGGAUAGGUCUUAUGAUGGAAGAAAUGAUCUUCAAUCUUGCAGAUACACAUCUGUUCUUUAAUGACCUGGAGGACUGUGACCAGAUCCACAUAGAUGAUGUAUCAUCAGAUGAUAAUGGUCAAGAUCUAAGCACGUAUAACUUCUCUGCAGAUGGCUUUCACAGUUCAACUGCCAGUGCAAAUCUGUGUCUGGGCUCAGGCGUUCAUGGGGGAGUAGACUGGAUGAGGAAAUUAGCAUUCCGCUACCGUCGAGUGAAAGAGAUGUACAACACCUACAAAAACAAUGUAGGGGGUUUAAUAGGAGCUCCUAAGAGGGAAACCUGGCUGCAGUUAAGAGCAGAACUUGAAGCGCUGACUGAUCUCUGGCUCACACAUGCUCUGAAGGCGCUGAAUUUGAUACAUUCCCGGCCUAACUGUGUGAAUGUGUUGGUCACCACAACUCAGCUCAUACCAGCUCUUGCUAAAGUGCUUCUUUAUGGACUGGGCACUGUCUUCCCCAUCGAAAACAUUUACAGUGCAACAAAAACAGGGAAAGAGAGCUGUUUUGAAAGAAUAAUGCAAAGGUUUGGAAGGAAAGCUGUCUACAUUGUAAUAGGAGAUGGUGUUGAAGAGGAACAGGGAGCAAAAAAGCACAACAUGCCAUUCUGGAGAAUCUCUUGUCACGCUGACCUGGAAGCUCUUCGGCACGCCUUGGAACUUGAAUAUUUGUAGCAGACCCCAACAUCUUAGCACUGUGAGGGCUUCACUCAAACUGUUACAUCGGUUCCACCUAUUCCUCAACAUUUUCUUAGUAAAAAAAAAAAAAUCCCACAGCAACUGCAGUUUUUCUUUUUUUUGAAGGAGAACCCUUUCAGUGGAAGCCUUUAAGAACUUGCAGCCAAAGAACAUUAUAUCAAGUCCUUCUUCCUUUGGACAGAGGAAAAGCCUUCAGAUAACUCGCUGGGGAUCCUGCAGUUAUUUGGUUAAGCCGGAUGCAUAGAGCUGUAACUGCCUUUUUGCCAUCGACGACAAACACUAGAAGUUUUGGGUCUACUUGUCAGUUUUCUUGCUUUUGAAAGGGGAAGAGGACACAGUAAGGCGUCUCUGCACAGUACAUCACAUCACGUGGGACCUUCUGAAAACAAGAGUGAAACUGUUGAUUUUUUUCUGUUUUUUAUUUUUUUAAUUUAUGAACUAAUCUCAUUACUCUGGUAUUAAGCUCUGUACCUGUGUUUUUAA